Molecule: messenger RNA, 1931 nt
Organism: Colossoma macropomum (tambaqui)
Lineage: Eukaryota; Metazoa; Chordata; Actinopteri; Characiformes; Serrasalmidae
Gene: isl1l
Product: islet1, like
Exons: 7
Coding region: 556-1518 (320 amino acids)
Biological process (GO): neuron fate specification; axonogenesis; positive regulation of transcription by RNA polymerase II
Cellular component (GO): nucleus
Molecular function (GO): cis-regulatory region sequence-specific DNA binding; DNA-binding transcription factor activity, RNA polymerase II-specific
Source: RefSeq, a predicted model, not a curated record
UUUGAGUGUUCAUGGUUCCAUAUAGAACUGUUGUGUUUACUAAACAACCCUUAAAGAACCGUCUUUUUUGAGUGUGUACUAUUCUGCCCUACGCACCUACUAAACAAUGGUGAGGAGAGUUUUUUCUCAGGUGCGGUGAGUUUGCUCUGGAUUACUGUUUACCUUCAUUUAAACUCGACUGAUAAGGCGACCGGGUCAGCGAUAGGUGGCAUAUCUCAGAGUUGCUUUACACCUGCAGUUUAUGCCCCAGUGCGUUCAAUACAGUAUUCUGUAGAAGGCAGAGAUGUCACAAGCUCUGUCCCACCUGAAGAGCCAGAGGCGCCACCAAACUGAAAGGUGGGAGGAGCUUAUACCGCUGCACCUGCCAGGUCUCUAAAGUAGCUGAUGAAGUGCAGCCAAUCAGAGUCCUCUGAGGGAGGACAAUACUGGACCUCUGCACCACAUCAAUAGAAAAGGCCGCGGCGCUGAGAGAGCUUCACGAGUGGCCAAGUGGUGGAGAUUAAAGCGUGCUGUUCUGAACUGAGUUCAUUCACAACCAACGCUGAAGGUGCAGCCAUGGAAGAUCCACAGAAACGCCUGGUUUCGCUCUGUGUUGGCUGUGGUCAUCAGAUUCUUGAUCGUUUUAUCUUGCGUGUGUUCCCGGAUCUGGAGUGGCACGCUGCAUGUCUGAAGUGUUCAGAAUGUGAGCAGCACCUGGACGAGUCGCGCACAUGCUUCAUCAAAGAUGGGAAAACACUGUGCAAGAAAGAUUACAGCAGGUUAUACGCCUCCAAGUGCCCAAAAUGUCUCCGGUCCUUCAGCAGUCAUGAUUAUGUGAUGCGUACACAUGGUGGAAUUUAUCAUGUGCAGUGUUUUCGGUGUAUGGGCUGUGAUCGUCAGCUGGUACCUGGAGACAGAUUCACCCUGCGGGACGGAAACCCACAGUGCGCUGCCCACCCACAGCACUGCGGCGGAGUAAGGCCAGGCAAUGUCCAGUCUGACCCUCACUGGUCAGGGGCUCAGAGGUCAGACAGAGUGACCCGUGUAAGGACCGUGCUGAGUGAAGCUCAACUGCAUACACUGCGGAGCUGCUACAGUGCAAACCCGCGGCCAGACGCUUUGCUGAAGGAGCAGCUAGUGGAGAUGACUGGUCUGAGUCCACGGGUCAUCAGAGUCUGGUUUCAGAACAAACGCUGUAAAGAUAAAAAGAAAAGUGCAGGGGCCAGACAGAUACAGCACCGGCCACAUCAGCAGGCUGUGGAGGAGCCAUAUUUUGCUGCCAGUCCGGAUAGUCUGGACAGGGACAUCCUGAUGACUCCACUGGAUUUCCAGAGUUUCCAGCCAUCUUGGAAACUGCUAACCAACUUCCCCUUACAUUCCGACAGUGAUCAUGACCAUGUACCAGAUCAACAGCCAGAUUAUGUAUCAGAGAGGAUGACGCGCUGCUCUUCUGCUGGAAGUGAAAUCAUGCCGAUAUCCAUCGAUCUACAAAACACACCCAGCAGCUUCACCAGCAGCCCAGCAGAGGCUAACAAAUAAGCUAAUCAUGUAAUAAUAAUGAGGCAUAAUGUUUUUGGAGUCAAUACAAAUCUGCCAAGACCACUGAUUGAGUUAAUGUGUUGUCACAGUGUUAUGUUCACGUUUCUAUUUGUGCAAACAUUAUACAUUUUUAGAUUAUAAAAUUGUCUUUUUUUAUUUGUAAGUUUUUGUAUUUAUAUGUGUGUUAGUGUCAUUUUAUUUAUUAUUUUCCCAAAAGCUUUAGUUCCUCAGUUAAACCAGGCUUUUCAUGUCUGUCUGUUAUUUGUCAUUUGUAUAUAUUGAGCUAGUUUGAAAUAGCUAUUUAUUGUGUGAGAAUGUAUUUAUUUCAUAUUUCUGUCAUACCAGGUACUAAACUAUUUAAUAAAUUAUUGCUACAAAGAAAUAGCUGUUUACUGUUUAGGGCUCUGAUUAAA